Monomorium pharaonis (pharaoh ant) is the source of this 14880-nucleotide messenger RNA. It is a transcript of the gene Sdb, whose product is annotated as microtubule-associated protein futsch. Gene Ontology annotation, biological process: microtubule anchoring. Gene Ontology annotation, cellular component: sperm flagellum; centriole; cytoskeleton. The coding region runs from base 2312 to 14683 and encodes 4123 amino acids. The transcript has 6 exons. The record is from RefSeq and is a predicted model, not a curated record. Gene Ontology annotation, molecular function: microtubule binding. Lineage: Eukaryota; Metazoa; Arthropoda; Insecta; Hymenoptera; Formicidae.
AUUAAUCUAAUACUAUUUAAAGUAAUGUAUUAUUUUAGUACAUUAAAAUUUUAAAACCAAAUUUGUACAAAAAAUUUGAAUUAUCACUUGAAAAUUCACUUACAGUAGUACUCCAAAGAUUAAUGUGAUGAGCAGCAAAGUAAUUUAUCGUAAUUGAUCCAAUGUAUACUAUUUGAUCAAGAGAGAAUCUAUCUGAUUCCCUAUGAACGAUUUCGUUGAUGACAAUCGGCAAAAUGACUGGCCCUUUGAGAACUAUGAUUCGCUAAGAGAGUCUCAUUUGAAAUAACUAUUUCAAUCUCGAAAUAAUAGACAUUAGUGAUACUUGUCCGUCAGAGAGGAAACGCCGGCUACGAUUGUCGUCGUACUUUUGCAGCCUACGUCAUCGCUCGGUUUACGCCAUGGCAUCACGAUGGACCGGUUCUGCGAAGGUGCCCCCACCGAUUUCUCCGUCGCGUUCGCGACGCUCGCGGUCCCGCAAUUUUUCUCAUUGCAAAAUAUCGAAAGAAAGAAUCACAGAGUAUGAAUCAUUGCGCUUUUAUAGAAGUAAAAUAAAACUUUCGAUUCACGAACAAACAUCACGCCUUUAUGAUAGACUUCCUCGUCUUUUAUCGACCAUUUCCAAUUUUUGGCAUUUUUGUCACGUAAAAAUAUAUACGUCAUGUAUACAUUACGAAUUAUUAAAUACAUUUUUCGGUUGUCACGAAUAUGAUAAAAAGUUUGAAUCUGUAUCAUAGAGAAAUUAUAUCAUAUAACUGAAAACUUAUUGUAACAAAUUUAAUUGUAUUUUAAUGUCUAUAAAAAAUGAAAAAUUUUAUUUUGCACGAGUCAAUCUAUGUUGGAAUCUAGUUUGGAAUUUUAUCCGUAUAGUGUGAGAUAUCAACAGGUGUACGCAUACAUACGAAUACAGGAAAAAUAAAAAGACCACAUCCUGCGUUUACAUACGUGUUACAUAACGUGUAUUCUGAUGCGUGUACGUGCACACGUGCGUCUAUAUUCACAAGUUGAUGUAACAUUAAAUACCACCGAGUAAUGUCUAUUGCGCUCAUUAGAAAGUAAUAGAAAAGUAAUAGAAAAGAAGUAGAAAGUAAUAGAAAAGACAAAAAUAUUAUUAUGCUUCGUCAUGUUUCAUAUUAAAUUUAUAAUCGGUGAUAUGUACUUAAUAGAUACUUAAGCAAGCGAAGUAUCUGAUGAAAUAUCAAAGGAAAAUUCUUUCUUCGUUAAGCCUUUAAUAAUAAAUAUAAUUUUUCAUUACUUUCGGCGUCGUGCAAACGUUGGAAUUCGUCUUCCGACCAAGUUUAUUAGAAUUCGGCAUUGACAUAUAAGCGUAUUUACGGCAUACGCUAUCGCGCUGUGCAAAUACGUACAGUCGUACACUAUAGAGAGACGUCGCAGAUAAGCCGUAAGAGGAAGAAGGACGGACUGUAAUCUGGCAAUACAUCGUAACAACACGAACGUAUACACCUGGCCGAUACCGACGGUAGCGACGACGUGUUCACGGGUCACGCAUUCUAACACGCGUUGCCGGUCCUGAACAAUACGCGAAUGCGUCUCACGCCGCGGGCAGGAGCGUGUGGGACACACGAGGAUGGGUGGCAACGUCCCACGCCGAACAAAUAAGCCACGUAUGGGCGAAUGUGCAGAGGCUCGUCGCGGAAAGUAGGGGUGCCGCCGUCCUCUCCAGGCAUAAAAGAUCCAUGGUUAGUAUAUGUCAGUGUCAGUGACGGGAGAGAGGAACGGAGAGGAGAAACCGUGUGGUCACCUAGACCAGCGGCGGCGAGUUACCGCCGAUGCCACAUCGACUCGCGAUAUCGGGCCGCGAACAUCGCUUCGCGUCUCUCACAUUCACGAAUUUUCAAGCCGGCAUUACCUUGGAGUGAUUGAAAAGAAAGAUAGAGUUUCGGGAGAAACGAGCAGAGAAGAGGCACGCUCGAAGUUCGCGCACGAUUAUCCGACGCGGGCGAGAAAGUCCGAGGUUCAUACAGAAGAAACGAGUUUGUAAACGAGACCGGUCACAGCCGAGCUUCAGUUCGUCUGGGAGACUCGAAGAGUGGCGCGAGCGCGUGCGAGCGAGCGAACGAGCGGUGUAACGUAGUUAAGACCGAGUGCCGAUGAUAAACUGUUGUGCGCCGGCAAUAAACGCGAGCUUUUUGUACUUAGAAUCUAAGACCAGCGGCAACGUUAAUGUUUAAAAAAUUAACGCAGUUGGCUGUGCGUUUUAAAAACUUUUUUUAACGAUAACGAGUUUUUCGGGCUUGUGUGAAAAUUUAUUAUCGAAUAAUUCGACUGUGGAGACGGCCAAAGGCACACCGCGAUGACAAUUCACAAGAAAGGCACGGUGUCGAAGAUGAAGAAUGCGGGAACCGCGAAGAGCGGCGAAGUGGCGACAACCUCGACGUCCUCGGAUGUGACGACAACGGAGACGGUCGAGGUUGUGUCCUCGACCAGCGUCGUGCAGGAGUCGAGUCAGGCGAAGAAGAGCGAAUCCAGAAGUAGCGUGGUGGAGGUCACCAGUGGUAGUCGCGAGGUCAUCAUGGAUUCCAAAGGUAACGUUAUCAAAGUUAUCGAGACACCUCCGCAGACUAUCCAGCAGAGCACGUCCAGUCGAAGGACGGGAAAAAGCUCUGAAGACUUUAUAGCCGGGGAGCAGGUGCAAUCGAUUAAGCAAGCGAAGACGGUGCACGAAAUUCCACGUGAUCACGCGACAUCCGUUGCGGAAACGCGCACGAUUCAAGGAGAAACGACUGAACGAGCCGGUCAGUAUGAACAGAUGCAAAGUCAAAGCGCAUCUCAUUCGACGGUUCAGCAAUCGAGCUCUUCGAGCACCUUGGUCGAGAGUACAUCAGCGAGCGAGAAUCACAGCGGACAUCGCUCCACCAUUGUGAUUUCUCACGACGUUGAAAAUGGAGCACGCGUUCCUCUUCAAACAUCAAGGUCGACCGAGAGUACUCACGUGAGUAGCGAGACGAGCAAAGGCAUAACGAAAGAUGGCCAAACAGUUUCGAGCACUACGAGAAUACGCGAGACGGGUGAGAGAAUCGACGACAACGGCAGAACGAUGUCCACGUCGAGCAAGGAAGUUGACAGCGAGCGUACGGUCACGCCUUCUAACGUAGCUGUCAUUAAAAAUACCGAUGAUAUCAAGAGAACUGAUGAUAAGAGUAAAUCAGCAAGAUCGACCGUUGAGAUAUCGACACGUUGCAACAAGCCCGGCCAAUCUACGUGGGAUGGCACGUUCGUCUACGAGAAACCCAGCACUCCUAAAGGUAAAACGGCACCCGUGAGUUCGAAGAUUCGCGAUGACACGAGGGACAGUAAAGCGAGCGUUAAAGUCACUCAAGAAGCCUCCUCGACCGAGGAGAUAUCGCUUAUUGAUCAGACCGUGUCUUCGAGUUCAAGCGUGACUCGAGAUUCGAAAACGAUAAUUGACAAGGGUCAACGAUCCGCGGCGACUCGUCUUCGUGAUAUCACGUCGGAGAAGACUGUCACGGAGGACACGACGGAUUUUGCCGGUGAGAAAGGACCGGCUCGUUCCUCGAAACCCGGCGGCUCGACGUGGGACGGAACCUUCGUCUCGGAAAAAAUUACGACGCAGCCAAGAAGGCGUAACGAUUCCGACGUGUUCCAUGGUCGCGGCGACAAUGUCGUGGAAACGACGCAGAGAAGAGAUUUCAAAGAAACGAGUACGGACGGUACAUACGAGAAGGAGUCAUCUGAGACCACGCGUGUCGUAAAAGGUGCCACGGACAGCACCAGAUUUAUUUCUGAGGAACGACGUGACGUAAGCAAAGAGAGCUCGAUUCAUGUCGACGGCACGCCGUCGAGCAAGGAAGAACACCCUGCUCGUGUACGAAGACCCGGCGAUUCCACGUGGAACGGUGAAUUUACCUACGAAAAGUCGCGGGACAACGUGAGGAAGCAUCCCUCGGACAUCACCGUUGUCCGCAGAACGGAGAAAUGUCAUGAUUCCGUGGAUGUUCAAGACGUUAGCGAAGAACAGAAUCUUUCAAAUAUCUCUGAGUCGGUUUCCGCAUCUUACAUCGUCGAGUACGCAAUUUCCAACGACAAGAAGAAUGUCGAGAAGGUCACAUCGGUGUCCGAGAUAAUCCUGGAAGAAGACGGUCCUGACGACAAAAUCACGCGUGGUCCUGGAAGUCCGGAGAGACAAUCAAAGUUCGACACGACCUCGCGUUGUUACAAGCCCGGUCAGUCUGCCUGGGACGGCACCUUCGUCUACGAACGACCGGUAACACCUGACAAUCGUCGAAGAUCGGAAGACAGACGUACGGUAAAAACUAUCGAUAUUCGGGAUGUUACGGAGGACAAAUCGAUUAACGAGACGGACGUUACAAGCACCUCUUACAUCGUCGAGCAUUCAUCAAGUCAGCAGAGUUUCUCGGACAUCAGAGAUGCCAGGGGUACGUCCACGGUGUAUGAAACAGUCAUUUACGAGGGGCGUCCUGUCGAAACGACGAUUCGAUUUGACGGAGAUACAUCGCGAAACAAAGUUUCGACGACGGAACGUCGGGGUAGUCCCUCUCCGCGACCUAGAAGCCCGGAGAAGAUGCCGAAAGACAGAGAUCUGCAAAGUACCAAACCGGGAUCGUCGACGUGGGACGGAACUUUCGUAUUGGAAAAAUCGCAAGAGAAAACGCGAUCACCCAGCAGAGAAUCCAUUGAUGGUAGGCUACCGGAUAAACGUCUAGCUGAAAAAACAUUCGAAGAUGCGUCAAAGAAACACAUUAGCAAGACCAUUAUCGAUCUUCAAGAUGUCACGCAGGAUGUAUCUAGCACAUCAGAGAUCAAGGAAAGUGCUGUCGUUAUGGGGCAAUCAAGAACGCACGAAAGUUAUUCAGAUUCCUCUAAUCUCGAUUUUUCAACGACUUCCGUCGAAACUGUUAUUAUUCGCGACGGUCAGCCGAUAACGACGCAAAAAACAGUGACUAUUCAAGAAAGCCCUCGUAGCCCGGCGAAGAGGCUGCCUGGUGACGUAAUAACUACUACCGGCGUUAAAGAGACCACUGUUGAAAGCCUCGAAAAGAAGGAGUCUCAUACAGAUGAUAGAAGUUACCGACCUUUGAAACCAGGUUCAUCGACAUGGGACGGAUCGUUCGUAUAUGAGAAGCCAAAGGAGAGAAAACCAACUGACAGAAAGUCACCGAAAGAUGUACUUGAAAUUACGGAUAAACGAAGUCAAAUCAAAGAAAAACCGACCGGCAGUGUUGAUCACAGAACAAUUACAAUACUGGACACGUCGAAAGACUUAACGAGCGCUGCUGAUUAUUCUACGAGCUCUGUCACGAUCGAACGAACGUUCGUCGCGGAUUCAGAGACGUACGAUUCUUCGAAUAUAUCGAAAACUUUUAUUAAAGGAAGCACAGACGAUCAAGUUCGUGAAAUUGAUUACGAGAGACCGAAACAGCUGUUUGACGGAAAACCUAAGCCAACGCCUCGACAACGCCCGGAGGAUGCCAAGGAGCCUAAACAUGAGAAACCGCAAAAAAGUCCAGUGGACAGAACGCAUCGACCGUCGAAACCAGGUGCUUCCACCUGGGACGGCUCGUUUGUAUAUGAGAAACCAGAGAAAAAAGCAAAAGAUCAAAAGGUACCGAAAGAUACAGCUAAAACUAUGGAUAGACGGAGCCCAACGAAGGAAAAACCAAGUGACAUCACUGAUUAUAGAACAUCUAUUACAAUAUUGAACACAUCGAAGGAUGUAUCGAGCUCUGCCGAUUAUACUAGCACGGUUGAGCAAACACAUGUCACUGAUUCAAAGACGUGUGACUCGUCAAAUAUAUCUAAAAUUUUUAUCAAAGGGAGUUCGGAACUACAUUCGAUCGAGGAUAAGAAAUCAAGACAACCCGAAGAAAGGCCUCAACCAUCUCCUCGACAACGCCCGGAAGAUAUCAAAGAACCUAAGGACGAAAAAUCGCAGAAAAGUCCGGACAGAAUGUACCGACCGUCAAAGCUGGGCGCCUCCACCUGGGAUGGUUCUUUCGUGUAUGAAAAGUUACAGGAUUCGCAAAAGAAACCGACAAGUGACGAAACAACUGAAGUGGCAAAAAAACCGACAGAUAAACGAAAACCGACUGAGAAAGAAAAACUAAUACCGACUACAAUUUCGCGAAAACCAACGGACAAGGAAACGCAGAGGGACGUCACCGAGAUUAGAUAUGUCAAAGAUAUCGCGGAUAUCACACGUGCGGAUAUCACGCGUACAUCCGAAGUGCUUCAGCAAUCCUCUUAUGUAAUCGAUCAGUCUUCGAGAUUCACUUCUGUGCAAGAUGUGCGCGAUGUUAAGGACGAACGUGUCAUCACUGAAUUUACGACGGACAGACGCAAGGAUGUGAAAGAUGUUACAGAGUCAACGAAGGAAUUUAUCGACAAAGAGCAGGUGACUAGCAUGGUAGCGCGGGAUGUCGUUGACACCCGAUUUGGUACCAUCACCGGCCCGGUAUCCCGGUCGCCAGAUGAUUUCACGAGGAAAUCGUCGCCGGAGCGACCCGGUUAUCCUCGUGGAAUACCUGGACUCAGAGAGGACGAUCGACCGAAACCGAUUCCAAUUGCUGGAAAGCCUAGUCGAUCUCCGCAGCGUGAAAAAAGUCCUCAGCGACCAGCAGAACGUGGCAGGCCUUCCGAAAUUCGACCGAAAUCACCGGAAAAGAUUCGGGAGUACACGUCGCCGACUAGAAAACCGCAGCCAGCGGCCGGUAAGCCGAGUCGACCCGAGGACCGACCUGUAGCACCUAGGAAACCCGAUAAAGAAUCUGUACCCACAAAACUUUCCGAGAAAAAGCCGACUACGGAGCGAAAAUCUAGCCGAUUCGAGAAACCUGAAAAACCGAAGAGAUUGGAACAAGACAAGCCUAAACGAGGAGACCAAAGUCCAGAUUCUCUCGACGAAGACGCGGUUUAUCCUAAAUCAAUGCCGGUCCCGGAUAUAUUGUCAAAAAUCCCUCUAAAGGAACAAUGCAUUUGCGAGCUUUGUACUUGUGGACGUCAUCGUUGUCCACAUAAUUUGCCCCAAGAACAAUGGGACUUCCCUCAUGAAGAAUCGAUGCACACUGUAACUUCCUACCGUCAGGAUUAUGACGAAAAGCACGUAGAGAAACAAACGAAAUUUUAUCAUAAAGAUCACUUACAUACGGAGGGUGAAUUUAUCGGACAAAGACGAACCGAUUACGUGGCUACGAAGGGCGAGAGAGCGCCGGUCAGGAAACCGCAGGAUCAUCUUAAGCCGGAAGGCGAAUUUGUCAAAAGACCAAAGGAAGAGGCGCCCACAAGGGGCGAAAGGGCACCUGUGAAAAAGCCACAAGACAAUCUCAGACCGGAGGGCGAAUUUGUCGGCAAACCUCGAGAAGAAGCUCCGAAAUACGGUGAACGAGCGCCAAUCACGAAACCGAAGGACAACUUAAGAUUUGAAGGAGAUUUUGACACUACAACAACGACUGAACUGGUUUUUACCGGCGCUCCUGGUGAACGGCCAAUUCCGAUACGUCGUAAUACUUAUACGAAGAUAGAGGGUGAUUUCAUUGAUGAAACGACAACGCGAUCGCAAUACGUCGAUCAUCAUAGUAUCCAACGCGCUGAAAUCAUUAAACGAACGGAUAAUCUAACCGUGGGAGAGGGUGAAUUUACAGGUACCUCUCAUAUCAAGAAAGAUUUUCAAACUCAUAUUGUCGAGCGGGAACCUCAAUGGCGACCAAAAUAUCCUGAAGACACCGAUCGAUUUUACAGCAAAACAAAUGUCAUUGAUAGUACUACCACCACUCAGGAACAAUUUCGAACUUUUGAUCAGACAGAUUAUAAAAGUAGUACAGUUAUUAGAAGAGCUGACAAUUUAAGGCCCGAAGGUCCCUUCGAAGCAUUGCCUCAUACAAAGGAUGAUUACAUUGCUCCAAUAUUACUGCGUAGGCCAGAACCACAAAAACCUAAAGAUAAUUUAAAACCCGAAGGAUCGUUCGAAGGACAACCUAAAGAUGAUUAUGCGCCUAAACGCGGCGAACGCUAUGAAGCAAAACGGCCAGAAGAUAAUUUACGUCCUGAAGGUCCAUUCGAAGGACGACCUAAGGAUGAUUAUGCACCUAAACGUGGCGAACGCUAUGAAGUGAAACGGCCAGAAGAUAACUUGCGUCCUGAAGGACCAUUUGAAGGGCGACCUAAAGACGAUUAUCGGCCAACCAAAGGAGAAAGAGCUGAUGUUAAAAAACCACAGGACAAUCUGAAACCAGAAGGACCGUUCCAAGGACGUCCAAAAGAUGAUUUUACACCAAAGAUAGCGGAACGUCCUGAAGUAAAGCGACCAAAAGACAAUUUACGACCUGAAGGUCGUUUUACGGAUCGCCCAAAAGAUCAAUAUACACCUGGUGAAAAACGCACACCAAUCAGACAUUUUGAUAACUUAUAUCCUGAAGGCGAUUUCGAAAGGCCUGAGCCAAUACCUUAUGGUCCUGGUGAUAGAGCAUCUAUUGUCCGCCAUCCAGAUAAUCUAUUUCCAGAAGGAGAAUUUCCAGAUAAAAAAGUCGAACCAUUUAGACCUGCAGAACGUAGAACGCCGAUUAAACAUGACGAUAAUCUUCGUCCAGAAGGUGACUUCGUAGGAAGGCCUAAAGAUGAUUACAAACCGACCAAAGGAGAACGUGCCGAUGUCAAACGUCCUGAAGAUAACUUACGACCGGAAGGCCCGUUCGUGGGUCGUCCAAAAGAUGAUUAUUUGCCCAAGCGUGCCGAACGUCCUGAAGUGAAACGUCCGGAAGAUAACUUACGUCCCGAAGGCGACUUUGAAAGACCAGAGAAAGCACCUAUUGGUCCAGCAGAAAGACGCACUCCAAUUAAACAUCCGGAUAAUCUUAGACCUGAAGGCGACUUCGAACGACCUCGUCAGGAUGGUUAUCGUCCAGCAGAAAAACCUGAAGUCAAAAAGCCAGUGGACAAUUUAAGACCCGAAGGUGAAUUUGAAAGACCACGUCCUGGAAAAUAUGCUCCAGCCGAGAAACGGACGCCGGUGAAACAUCCAGAUAAUCUGAAACCAGAAGGUGAGUUUAUUGGCAAACCAAAAGAAGAUUUUGUACCUACGAAAGGUGAUCGCGCUGAUGUGAAAAAACCAACAGAUAAUCUAAGACCGGAAGGUCCAUUCGAAGGUCGACCAAAAGAUGAUUAUCGACCGGUACGUGGAGAACGCAUGGACAUUGUGAAACACACGGACAAUUUGCGUAUGGAAGGAGAUAUAGAAACGUAUAGAUCCAGAGAUGAAUAUACCGAUUUCUUAAUACGCGAAAGAACUGAAAUUACUAAAUAUCAAGAUAAUUUACGCAUGGAGGGUGAAUUUAUUGAUACAAGAACGCGAGAUGAUUUUAAAGUCGUUAGAGGCGAACGCAUGGACGUGGUUAAACAUCGUGACAAUUUAAAACCAGAAGGUCCAUUCGAAGGCCGCCCGAAAGACGAUUACUCGCCUAAGAGAGCAGAGAGACCAGAAAUUAAAAAGCCGGAAGAUAAUUUAAAACCAGAAGGCGAUUUCGUACGCCGACCUAAGGAAACAGUGCCUAAAAAAGGCGAGAGAGCUGACGUUAAAAAACCGAAAGACAAUUUGCGGCCUGAAGGAGAGUUUGAGAGACCAGAGAAAACAUCGAUCGGUCCAGCAGAGAGACGUACUCCGAUUAAACAUUCUGAUAAUUUGAAACCAGAGGGUGUAUUUGAGAGACCAAUACCUGAAGAAUUCAAACCUGCCGAAAGACCAACGAUAAAGAAACCACACGAUAAUUUAAAACCGGAAGGCGAAUUUGUGUCUAGACUAAAAGAGAAAGCGCCAAAAGGUGAGAGAGCCGAUGUCAAAAAGCCGCAAGAUAAUUUGCGACCGGAAGGCGACUUCGAAAGACCGGAGAAGAAGCCGAUUGGCCCCGGUGAGCGACGUUCUCCGAUUAAACAUUCUGAUAAUCUAAAACCAGAGGGUGAAUUUGAGAGACCGAAACCUGAAGAAUUCAGACCUGCUGAAAGACCGGUAGUAAAGAAGCCACAUGACAAUUUAAAACCGGAAGGUGAAUUCGUCUCUAGACCAAAAGAGAAAGUCCCGAAGAAAGGUGAGAGAGCUGAUGUGAAAAAGCCAAAGGAUAAUCUCAAACCUGAGGGUGAUUUUGAAAGACCGGAAAAGGCAUCUGUUGGUCCAGCUGAACGACGUACUCCGAUUAAACAUCCGGAUAAUUUGAAGCCGGAAGGUGAGUUUGAACGACCUGAGCAGGAAGAUUAUCGUCCAGCGGAAAGGCCAGAGGUUAAGAAACCAACAGACAAUCUCAAACCCGAAGGCGACUUUGAGAGACCUCACCCUGAAGCAUAUGCUCCGGCUGAGAAACGGACGCCAAUAAAACAUUCAGAUAAUCUUAAGCCGGAAGGUGAAUUUAUUGCUAGACCGAAAAAAGAUUUCAUGCCUACUAAAGGUGAUCGCGCAGAAGUUAAAAGACCGGAAGAUAAUUUAAAACCGGAAGGUCCAUUCGAAGGUCGGCCAAAGGAUGACUAUCAACCGGUACGCGGAGAACGCAUGAAUAUUGUGAAACACACGGAUAAUUUGCGUAUGGAAGGAGAUAUAGAAACUUACAGAUCUAGAGACGAAUAUACCGAUUUCUUAAUACGCGAAAGAAGUGAAAUUACUAAAUAUCAAGAUAAUUUACGCAUGGAAGGUGACUUUAUUGAUACGAGAACACGGGAUGAUUUUAAAAUUGUUAAAGGCGAACGCAUGGAUGUCGUUAAGCAUCGUGACAAUUUAAGACCAGAAGGUCCAUUCGAAGGUCGUCCAAAAGAUGAUUAUUCGCCUAAGACAGCAGAAAGACCUGAAAUUAAAAAGCCGGAAGAUAAUUUGAAACCAGAAGGUGAUUUCGUACGACGACCUAAAGAAGAAGCGCCUAAAAAAGGCGAGAGAGCUGAUGUUAAAAAACCGAAAGAUAAUUUGCGGCCGGAAGGUGACUUCGAAAGACCGGAAAAGAAACCAAUUGGUCCCGCCGAGAGACGUUCUCCGAUUAAGCAUUCUGAUAAUCUAAGACCAGAGGGUAAAUUUGAGAGACCAAUACCUGAAGAAUUUAAACCUGCCGAAAGACCAGUGGUAAAAAAACCACACGAUAAUUUAAAACCAGAAGGUGAAUUUGUGUCUAGACCAAAAGAGAAAGCGCCAAAAGGUGAGAGAGCCGAUGUCAAAAAGCCGCAAGAUAAUUUGCGACCGGAAGGCGACUUCGAAAGACCGGAGAAGAAGCCGAUUGGCCCCGGUGAGCGACGUUCUCCGAUUAAACAUUCUGAUAAUUUAAAACCAGAGGGUGAAUUUGAGAGACCUAAGCCUGAAGAAUUCAAACCUGCUGAAAGACCAACGAUAAAGAAACCACAUGAUAACUUAAAACCGGAAGGCGUAUUUGUAUCUAGAUCGAAAGAAGAAAUACCGAAGAAAGGUGACAGAGCCGAUGUAAGAAAGCCGCAGGAUAAUUUACGACCGGAAGGCGACUUUGAAAGACCGGAAAAGAAACCAAUCGGUCCUGCAGAACGACGUUCUCCGAUUAAACAUUUUGAUAAUUUAAAACCAGAGGGUGAAUUUGAGAGGCCUAAGCCUGAGGAAUUCAAACCUGCCGAAAAACCAGUUAUAAAGAAGCCACACGAUAACUUAAAACCGGAGGGUGAGUUUGUGUCUAGACCAAAAGAGGAAGCGCCAAAAGGUGAGAGAGCCGAUGUCAAAAAACCGCAAGAUAAUUUGCGACCGGAAGGCAACUUUGAAAGACCGGAAAAGAAACCGAUUGGUCCCGCUGAGCGACGUUCGCCAAUUAAACAUUCUGAUAAUUUGAAACCAGAGGGUGAGUUUGAGCGGCCUCAAAAAUCAUCUAUCAAACCAGCAGAACGACGUACGCCAAUUCGACACGAAGACAAUUUACAUCCGGAGGGUGAUUUCGUUGGUCGACCGAAAGAUGAUUUUGUUCCCAAGCGCGUCGAUCGACCAAUUCAAAAAAAGCCUCAAGACAAUUUGAAGCCUGAAGGAGAAUUCGUAGGGAGACCUAAGGACGACUACAAACCAACUAAAGGAGAGAGAACUGAGAUCGUAGUGCAUCAAGAUAAUUUAAAGAUGGAAGGCGAUAUAGACAUUUAUCGAUCUCGAGACGAUUACAUGACCACGUCAAAACGCGAGCGUGUGGAUAUUGUUCAUCACGAGGACAACUUGAAAAUGGAAGGUAAAUUCGUUGAUAUUCAUCGUCGAGAUGAUUACCGAGCUACUCGUGGUGAACGCAGCGAAAUUAUAAGGCAUGAAGACAAUCUUCAUCCUGAGGGUGAUUUCGAACGACCGGAAAAAACAUCAGUAGGUCCUGCUGAGAGAAGAUCUCCUAUUAAACAUCCUGAUAAUUUAAAGCCAGAAGGCGAUUUUGUUCAACGGCCGAAGGAAACCGCACCUAUCAAGGGUGACCGAGCAGUCGUCAGGAAGCCGAAAGAUAACUUGAAGCCCGAAGGUGAAUUCGAGAGGCCAGCGAAAUCACCCGUUGGUCCUAGCGAACGACGAUCGCCUAUCAAGCACCCGGAUAAUCUUCAUCCGGAGGGAGAAUUCAUUGGCAGACCUAAGAAAGGCACUCCGCUAAAGGGCGAUCGAGCGGAUGUGAAGAAACCGAAAGAUAAUCUUCGCCCCGAAGGAGAUUUCUACAUUGUGCCUAAGGAUGACUUUACUCCAAAGAGAGGAGAUCGAUCGCCGGUUAAGAAACCUCAGGACAAUCUGCGUCCCGAAGGUGAAAUGGAAGUAUCUCCGAAGGAUGAUUAUAAAUAUGUAAAUGGAGAACGCAUGGAAGUACGCCGUCACGAGGAUCAUCUGCGCAUGGAGGGACAAAUAGACAUUCACCGUUCAAGAGAUGACUAUAAGAAAAUCACGAGAGUGGAGAAAGUAGAUGUUAAGAGACACGAGGAUAAUCUCAGAAUGGAAGGUGAAUUUAUUGACGUGCGUCGCAAAGAUGAUUACGUGCACGUGGUUGGUGAACGCGUACCGAUUAAAAAACAUCCGGACAAUCUAUAUCCAGAAGGAGAUUUCGAUAGACCAUCUCAGAAGACCGUGAUCAGCCCCGCAGAGAAGAGAUCGCCGAUCAAGCAUCCGGAUAAUCUAAAACCGGAGGGUGACUUCGAACGUAGAGUUCCGACUAAGAUUGGUCCCGGUGAACGACGGUCGCCAAUUCGUCACGCCGAUAACUUGAAACCGGAGGGUGACUUUAUCGGACGCCCACGCGAUGAUUUCACUCCUAAGAGAGCAGAGAGAGCCGAAGUUGUAAAAAGAGAGGAUAAUCUAAAGAUGACAGGCGGUUUCGAAGGCACUACGUCUCACAAAUCGACUUAUACGAUGGUUCGUGGCGAGCGAGCGGACGUUAAGUCGCACGAAGAUAACUUAAAAAUCAGCACUGGCACAAUGGAAACAAAAACGACUACCAGAGAUACUUACACACCUUCUAAACAUCAACCUUCUCCCGCUGAUAAAACGGUAAAUCGCCGAAGGCACAUGGAAUCGUCUAUCUCGCUCGGUGACGAUACUACUCUAAUGACUACGACAAAUCAACGUAAUUACAAUACUUACACGAAACGUACUGGAAAGGAUAUCGCUGCAAAGAUGGGCCAGAUGGAAUCUGACACUAGGAAGACCAUGGAAUCGCAAACUUUAGCAGAUGGAACUGUCGUUACGACCGUAAAACGUACUUCUGCGCAGUCUAGUCAGAGAGCCGCUAAUGCGCAAACUGUUACUCAUCAUCAGCAAACGCAACAUAUCACAGAUCGCCGUGGAGGCUCAAGAACCGAAGACAGAUCGAUUACAGAAGGACUAAAUCAGCGAGGACAAAUCAUACGAGGGGAAGAUACUCGUUAUACGACCGACACCACACACGGCGAGCUCCAUAGGCAGCAGCAUCAGCAACAGCAUCACGUCGAGCGUCAUCAUCAGGAAAUGACCAUGCGUGAUUACGUGAACGCGCAACAUAUGGAAAAUCGACAGAGAUCCACGACGAAGCAGCACGAACAGCAUACAAUCUCCAGUCAGGCGCGAUAUAAUUCGAGCAGUCCGGAAUUUCGGCAAAUCAAUGGACAAACGACCAUGGAACGAUCGCAAAUGGACUCAGGUGCGAAGUUCGGCCAUCACCGCAAGAACGUGAUAUCCUCUUCGUCGGCCGAUGUCAACAAUGCAGUGCUCCAUCGACGCGGCGCCGCUUCUUCCACCGAGGCGCUUCACACGAUCUCGUCGACAGCGGCGGAUCAGCGUAAAAGCAUUUCGAACCUAGCUGAAAGCGGACAAUAUAUCAGUAAUUCAACCCAGAGCAGCGAUAGACGUAGCUUUACUUCGCUGCACCGCAGCUCUAAAGAAGUCAAUCCCUGGGCCUCUUCUAGUUAUGAGCGUCCGCAGAGAAUCAUUCGACAAGACAACUUGACUGUCGGUGGGAAGUUCUAUUCUCAGAGUGAGGCGAAGAGCUAUGGCAAUUUCUCGCAGAGUACUCAGAAAGUAGAAAGGGUCCAAAAACAGGCAAAUACAUCCCAUAUUAAUUUAGGCGAUGGUAGUACUAUCAGUUCUAGCCAGUACAAAAGAGAAUACGUUCCCAGGCACAGGGGACCGUGUCCAGCAGCUCUUCUAGAAGCUAAACAGGCGCCUUUCAAGCACACCAGAGACACGCCGAAGCACAAGUUUUACAUGCCGGUCGUGUCUAACUGAAUUGGCCUAUAAAUUUUAAUGUUUUUAAUAUAUUUUUUUUUAAUUAUACUGAAUAAUGAUACUAAAGUACUGAAAUCAAAAUUUUAUUCUACAAAGAUGAUAUAAUUAUACGCGACAAAAUUUACAAUUUUGCUUUUGAAAAUUAUAUUCUAUUAUAUAUCGACCAUUGAGUAAAAAUAUGUAUAAUAAUUAUAAUU